AUGCAUUGCAUCAAACUUUAUUCCUCGCUUAUCACGAGGAGAUUCUUCUUUUUAUUCAUUUAUACUCUACAAUUUAUUCCUGGAACUGAUUCCAGUUUCAAUCAAAAAGGAAGGCAAGAUGUCACCGAUCAUCAUAAUAAAAUCAGAUCUCAGUUGGCUCUCGGGAACUUUGUAACCAAACGACAUACGAAAAGAGCUUCCGGUUCAAACAUUCGAAGGUUUUUAUGGAAUAGUACACUCGAGAAGUCAGCUGAUUCAUUCGCCCAAACAAACCCAUCAAAACAUUCGAAUAUCAAUGACAUUGGAGAGAACUUGUUCUGGCAUUGGUCAACGAAACCAGGAGAUUUCAAUAAAUAUGGACCAAUGGCUGCUAGAUCUUGGAUUCAGGAGUUUCAAGAUAAGUAUUGGGACUCAAAUAUUCUAACAACUGCUCUAUUCGGAAGUGGUGUUGGUCAUGCAACUCAGAUGGUUUGGGCGGACACUUAUCAAAUAGGAUGUUCAGUUGCUAAUUUCAAAGAGAUUCACAAGAAGACAGGAAGACCAAUCACCAAGAUUUGUGUUGUCUGCCAUUACUGGCCAAAAGGAAAUUACCUCAACGAGCCGAUAUAUCUGGAAGGUCAGCCAUGUUCGAAAUGUGAAAGCAAGAAAUGUGAUAAAAAGACAGGAUUAUGCAUUUAA
Molecule: messenger RNA, 678 nt
Organism: Caenorhabditis remanei
Lineage: Eukaryota; Metazoa; Nematoda; Chromadorea; Rhabditida; Rhabditidae
Exons: 4
Coding region: 1-678 (225 amino acids)
Source: RefSeq, a predicted model, not a curated record